UGUCGGGGGCUAUUCUCUCUCCCAGGAACAUGGCGGCGAGUCAGGGAGGAGGUGGUAACAGUGGGGGCGGCGGUUGUGGUGGAGGUGGAAGUAGCGGUGGCUGUGGCACGGCUGGAGGGGGAGGUGGCGGGGCUGGAGGGGGAGGCGGCGGCGGCGGCGGGACCCUGGUGGUCCCCAUCCCGGUACCGACUCUUUUCGGUCAGCCGUUCCCCAACGGGCCGCCGUGGAACCCGGGGAGCCUGCAGCCUCAGCACACCGUGAGGAGCCUGGACCGGGCCCUGGAAGAGGCGGGCAGCUCCGGCAUCCUGAGCCUCAGUGGUCGGAAACUCCGAGACUUCCCGGGCAGCGGCUACGACCUGACGGACACCACCCAAGCAGAUCUUUCCAGAAAUCGUUUUACAGAAAUUCCUUCUGAUGUCUGGUUAUUUGCACCCCUUGAAACAUUAAAUUUAUAUCAUAAUUGCAUCAAAACCAUUCCUGAAGCCAUUAAAAAUCUGCAGAUGUUAACAUACCUUAACAUUAGCCGAAAUCUUUUAUCAACAUUGCCAAAAUAUCUAUUUGAUCUUCCCCUUAAAGUUUUGGUCGUCAGUAAUAAUAAACUGGUAUCCAUUCCAGAAGAAAUUGGGAAGUUAAAAGAUUUAAUGGAAUUGGAUAUUAGCUGCAAUGAGAUUCAAGUCCUUCCCCAACAAAUGGGAAAAUUACAUUCACUUAGAGAGCUGAAUAUAAGAAGAAAUAAUCUUCAUGUUUUGCCAGAUGAAUUAGGAGACCUUCCCUUAGUCAAGCUGGAUUUCUCUUGUAAUAAAGUGACCGAAAUUCCAGUUUGUUACAGAAAGCUGCAUCAUUUACAAGUAAUAAUUUUGGAUAACAAUCCAUUGCAAGUACCACCAGCACAGAUAUGUUUAAAGGGUAAGGUGCACAUAUUUAAGUACUUAAAUAUUCAAGCAUGUUGCAGAAUGGAUAAGAAACCAGAUUCCCUGGAUCUUCCAUCAUUGAGUAAACGAAUGCCCUCCCAGCCUCUCACAGACAGUAUGGAAGAUUUUUAUCCAAAUAAAAAUCAUGGCCCUGACUCUGGAAUUGGAAGUGAUAAUGGAGAGAAACGAUUAUCCACAACAGAACCAUCAGAUGAUGACACAGUCAGCCUUCAUUCUCAAGUCUCAGAAUCAAAUAGAGAGCAGAUAUCAAGAAAUGACAGUCACAUAAUAGGAAGUAAGACUGAUUCUCAGAAAGACCAGGAGGUAUAUGAUUUUGUUGACCCCAACACAGAAGAUGUAGCAGUUCCUGAACAGGGAAAUGCACAUAUUGGAUCAUUUGUAUCAUUCUUUAAGGGAAAAGAAAAAUGUUCUGAAAAAUCUCGGAAAAAUGAAGAAUUAGAAGAUGAAAAAAGACUUGAGAAAGAACAGUUACUGGCAGAGGAAGAGGAUGAUGAUUUGAAGGAAGUAACUGAUUUGAGGAAAAUAGCUGCUCAGUUAUUGCAGCAAGAACAGAAGAACAGGAUUCUUAAUCAUUCAACUUCUGUGAUGAGAAACAAGCCAAAACAAAGUGUGGAAUGUGAAAAGAGGAUCUUGCUCUGUCACCGAGGCUGGAGUGCAGUGGCGCCAUCACAGCUCACUGCAGCUUUGACCUCCUGCACGCCAGUGAUCCUCCCACCUCUCAGCCUCCCAAGUAACUGGGACCACAGUGUCUCAGCAGAUGAAGUUAAUUCACCAUUAUCACCCCUCACCUGGCAGCCCUUAGAAAAUCAGAAAGAUCAAAUAGAUGAACAACCGUGGCCAGAAUCUCACCCUAUAAUCUGGCAGAGUGAAGAAAGGAGGCGGAGCAAACAGAUUAGAAAAGAAUAUUUCAAGGAUCCUUCAGAAAUGAAGACCCAAAGACCCAGGGAAAACCGUAUGUUCAUGCUAAGUCUGAUGAAAGAAAUGAAUAGUUGUGGAGACACGUGAUUGAACAGAAAAGGGUAUGAUCUAAUGGUAACAAACUGGGCCUGUUUGUUGAGAAUCUUUUCUGUUUCUCUCUAUGACAUUCCUUCUCCUUCGAUAUGCUGCAGGAAACCUGUCACAUGCAUCUUAAAGGGAGAAGGGAGGAGGUCAGAGAGUGACCUUUCUAGAUUGUAUGGCUUGCUUUGUGAGACGGGGAAUUCUAGUUUCUAUUACCUGCCUUAGGGAGAGGAAGGGGGGCUGAAGAAAGGGGGGCCUGGAGAAGGUCAGAGAGUGACCUUGAAGGUGCCAUAUCUUGGGGUAGUAUUUUCUGAGCCCUGACACUACCAUUAUCCCUGACUGCCCUUUUAGCUGUUGCCUUAUCUCUUUGCUCUCUUUUAGGGCUAAACUUUCUCUUUUUCUUCUUUUGAGACGGAGCCUCGCUGUGUCACCCAGGCUGGAGUGCAAUGGCGCGAUCUCAGCUCACUGCAACCUCUGCCUGCCGGGUUCAAGUGAUUCUCCUGCCUCAGCCUCCCGAGUAGCUGGGAUUAUAGGCACCCUCCCCCACACCCGGCUGAUUUUUGUAUUUUUAGUAGAGACGGGGUUUCACUUUGUUGGCUAGGCUGGUCUUGAACUGACCAUGGCCAGGGCCAAACUUUCUAUUUCUAGUUCUCCAGUUUCUGAUCAUUCCUUAACCCACUGCAAUCUGGCGUUCGCUUCCAUUUCUCCAUUGAAAUAGCCCCUCGCUAGGUUUUAACAUGCACCUACUAAUGGCAAAAUCCAGUGUAGCGUUUGACAAUGAUGACCACAUCUUCCUUCUUGAUACUCCUGUCUUGGUUUCUAUCUCAUUUUUCUUCCCUGUUAUCAUUUUGAUGUCCUUCUCUAACUUUUCUUCUGCUUGCUCUUAGGGUCUGAUCCUCAUUUUAUUACUCUAAAAAGCUCUCUCUGGAUUGUUAAUGACUCUAGAUGUUUCUUAUAUUCUGCUGUGUCUAAAUUUACAUCCUAUAACUUUUUUUCUGUUCCCUAAAUCUGUGUUUCUAAUUGUUUGGAUGCCCUCAUUCCCAUCACCUAAUUGGUUAUCAGCCCUAAUAUAUGCAUCGUUUCUGCAAUUCAUGUCUAUCUCUAUUGCCCUUGCCCUUUUUGGAACCCUCAUACUUUCUUGCCCAGGCAAUUGUGAUAACUGAUUAAUGGUCCUCCUUUCUCAGCUGUUGGAUAAUUCUCUGGCUUUAAAUUUCUUUAUUCUAGUGUUCAGUAGCACCAUAAGUUGACUAUAGUUAAUAAUAAUUUAUUAUAUAUUCUAAAAUAGCUAGAAGAAAAGAUUGAUAAUGUUCCCAGCACAAAGAAAUGAUAAAUAUCUUUGAGGUGAUUACCCUGAUUUGAUGAUUACACAUUGUAUGCAUGUAUCACAAUAUCACAAGUACCUGAUAAAUAUGUACAAUUAUGUAUCAAUAAAAAAUAAUUAUCAGACAAUGUGAGAAAAUGCCCUUAAAUAAAACUGUAAAUCUGUAAAUUUUCUCUUAAAUCUGUAAAACUGUAAAUCAUCCAAAAAACUUCUUACUGGCUUCCCAUUACCAAUAAGAUAAAGUUUGGAUUUGUUAAAAUCUUCAUGGACCGUUCCUUCUUUCCUUUUCUAUAUUUCAUUACCUGCCAAAAUUCACUUUCUUCACUAGCCUCAUUAAACUGCUCUUUGUUUUCUACACAGGCUGUGCUUUCUUAGUUCUUUUUGCUUUUCUUCUUCUGAGAAUGCCCAUUAGCCCUUUUAUCUCUGGCAAAUUCCUAUUAAUUAGUGUUUAGAAAUGGGAGUAUAGUUGUCCCUCUGUAUCUGCAGGUUCCACAUGCAUUCAGCCAACCUUGAUUGAAAAUAUGUGGGGAAAAAGGGCAAAAAAAAGGUAAAAAUAAUACAAAUAAAAAAUAUAGUGUAACAACUGUUUAGAUAUCAUUUACAUUGUAUUCAGUAUUAUAAAUAAUCUGGAGAUGAUUUAAACUAUACAGGAAGAUGUGAGUAGGUUAUAUGCAAAUACUGUGCCAUUUUAUAUAAGGGAAGGGACUUGAAUAUCUGUGAAUUUUGGCAUGGGUGAGGCGGGGGUAGGGGUCUUGGAACCAAUCCCUUGCAGAUAUCAAGAGAUGAUUUUAUGGCACAGUGCCUGGGCUUAUAGAAUCAAACCACUUGGGUUCCAGUCCUUACUUGGAUACCUAUUAACUAUGUGACUUUGUCAAGUCAUGUAACCUUAAUUAAGUUUGUUUUUUAAAACUUUAUAAAUGAGUGUAACAGUACAGGCAUACUUAAGAGAUAUUGUGGGUUUGAUUCCAGACAAUGCCAUUAAAGCAAAUAUCUAUUCAAUAAAGCAAGUCACAUGAAUAUAUAUCAAUAAAGCAAGUCACAUGAAUAUUUUUUGGUUUCCCAGUGCAUAAAAGUUAUGUUUACAUUGUUCUAUAAUCUAAGUGUGUAAUAGUAUUAUGUAUGAAAAAAUGAUAUACCUUAAUUAAAAAUACUUUAUUGCUAAAAAUUACUCACAAUUAUCUGAGCCUUCAGUGAGUCAUAAUCUUUUUACUGGUGGGAGGUCUUGUGUAGAUGUUGAUGGUGGUUGCUGAAAAUUGGGUGAAUAUGGCAAUUUCUAGUUUGCCACAUCAAUGGACUUUCCUUUCACAACAGAUUUCUCUGUAGCAUGCGAUGCUGUUAGAUAGCAUUUUACGUACGGUAGAACUUCUUUCAGAAUUGGAGUCAAUCCUCUAAAACCCUGCCACUGCUUUAUCAAAUAAAGGUAUGUCACAUUGUAAAUCAUUUGUUGUCAUUUCAACAGUGUUCACAGCUUCUUCACCAGGAGUAAAUUCUACCUUAAAAAUCCCCACCUUUUUUGCACAUCCGUUAAAAGCAACUCCUUAUUUGUUAAAGUUUUAUCAUGAGAUUACAGUAAUUGAGUCACAACUUUAAGCUCUACUUCUAGGCCAGGCGUGGCAGCUCAUGCCUGUAAUCCUAGCACUUUGGGAGGCUGAGGUAGGUGGAUCCCUUGAGCUCAGGAGUUUGAGACCAGCUUGGGCCAAUGGCAAAACCCCGUCUCUACAAAAAAUACAAAAAAAUUAGCUGGUCAUGGUGGCACAUGCCUGUAGUCCCCUCUACUUGGUCGGGGGUGGCUGAGGCCGGAGGAUUCUUAGAGCCCAGGAGGUCAAGGCUGCAGUGAGCCAAGAUCACGACACUGCACUCCAGCCAGGUGACAAAGUGAGACCCUGUCUCAAAAAAAAAAAAAAAGGAAAAAAAACCUCUACUUUUAGUUCUCCUGCUGUUUCCACCACAUCUACAGUUAUUUCCUCCACUGAUGUCUUGAGCCCUUCAAAAUCAUCCAUGACGAUCAGAAUGAAUUUCUUCCAAACUCUCGUUAAUGUUGACAUUUUGACCUCCUCUCAUGAAUUAUAAAUGUUCUUAAUGGCAUCUAGAAUGAUGACUCAUUUGCGGAGGUUUUCAAUUUGCUUUGCUCAGGCCUAUCAGAAGAAUCACUAUCUAUGGCCCCAAUAGCUUUGUGAUAUGUUAUUACUUAAAUAGUAAGACUUGAAAGUUGGUAUUACUCCUUGAUCCAUGCACUGCAGAAUGGAUGUUGUGCAUGAAAACAUUGAUCUCUUUGAACAUCUUCAUCAGAACUCUUGGUUGACUAGACUCAUUGUAAAUGAGCAGUAAUAUUAUGAAAGGAAUCUUUUUUUCUGAGCUCGAUAGUGGGCUUAACAUAUUCAGUAAAGCAUGCUGUAAACAGAUGUGCUGUCAUCCAGGCUUUGCAGGUCUAUUUAUAAAGCACAGGCAGAAUAGAUUUAGUGUAAUUCUUAAGGGACCUAGGAGUUUUGGAAUGGUUAAAUAAACAUUGGCUUCAAUUUAGAGUCAGCAGCUGCAUUAGCCCCUAACAAGAGUCAGCCUGUUCUUUGAAGCUUUGAAGCAGGCAUUGACUUCUCUCUAUCUACAGCAGUCCAAUAGAAGGCUAUUUUGUCUACAUAGAAAAUUUGUUGUUUAGCGUAGUCACCUUCAUCAAUUGUCUUAGCUAGCUAGAUCUUCUCUAUAACUUGCUUCAGCUUCUACAUCAGCACUUGCUACUUCGCCUUGCAGUUUUGUUACGCAGUCAGCUUCUUUCCUUCAAUCUUAUGAACCAACCAACCUCUACAGCUUCCAGCUUUUCUUCUGCAGCUUCCUCACCUUGACUUCAUAGGAUUGAAGAGAGGGCCUUGCUCUGGACUAGGCUUUGUCUUAAGGGAAUGUUGUGGUUGGUUUGCUAUUCUAUCAAGACCACUCAAACUUUGUCCAUAUCAGCAAUAAGGCUGUUUCACUUUCUUAUUUUUGUUAUGUUCACUGGAAUGAGUAGCACUUUUAAUUUUCUUCAACACUUAUUUGCAUUCACAGCUUGGUUAAUUGGAGCAAGAGGCCUAGCUUCACCCUAUCUCUGCUUUCUACAUGUCUUCCUCACUAAGCUUAAUCAUUUCAAGCUUUUUAUUUAAAGGGAAAGACAUACUAUUUCUUUUCACUUGAACACUUAAAGAGGCCAUUGUGGGAUUAUCAGUUGGCCUAAUUACAAUAUUAUUGUGUGUCAGGGAAUAGGAGAUAGGGAACAACUGGUUAGUGGAGCAGUCAGAACACAUGCAACAUUGAUCGAUUAAGUUGGCUUUCUUAUAUGGGCGUUGUUUGAGUCACCCCUCAAAAAUUGCAAUAGUAACAUCAAAGAUCAGUAUCACAGAUCACCAUAACAGACAUGAUAAUAAUGAAAAAGUUUGAAAUAUUGUGAGAAUUCUCAAAAUUUGAUGGACAUGAAGUGAGUACGUGCUAUUGGAAAAAUGGCACCAAUAGACUUGCUUGAUACAGGGUUGCCACAAACUUUUUCUGCACAUUUUGAAACUUUGUAUUUGCACAUUUAAAAAAUUGCGUAUCCCGAUAAAUAAAAUCACUGGAACAAAAAAGCUGAUACUCUGAUUAAACUGAAUUUUAUAGCUUGCA
Gorilla gorilla gorilla (western lowland gorilla) is the source of this 6876-nucleotide messenger RNA. It is a transcript of the gene LRCH2, whose product is annotated as leucine rich repeats and calponin homology domain containing 2. The transcript is spliced from 16 exons. The record is from RefSeq and is a predicted model, not a curated record. Bases 30 to 1937 code for a protein of 635 amino acids. Gene Ontology annotation, cellular component: cytoplasm. Gene Ontology annotation, molecular function: protein binding. NCBI's taxonomy places the organism in Eukaryota, Metazoa, Chordata, Mammalia, Primates, Hominidae.